Molecule: messenger RNA, 1683 nt
Organism: Volvox carteri f. nagariensis
Lineage: Eukaryota; Viridiplantae; Chlorophyta; Chlorophyceae; Chlamydomonadales; Volvocaceae
Exons: 5
Coding region: 114-1103 (329 amino acids)
Molecular function (GO): protein binding
Source: RefSeq, a predicted model, not a curated record
UUUUACAAGCCGUUUCCUUGUAAAAACGUCCAGUUGAGGACCCUCCUGGUACCUUGUCGUGAGAGUUUUAGCCUAAAGCCAACAUUACACUUCAGCAGCCUGUCGAGUCCGAUAUGGACUCUCAAGACGCCUCAGAAAACAUGCGCCCUGCGAAGCGCGCUCGCUCGGAGACGGCACCUGACGUGGACAUGGCGCUCGCGCAGCAGCAAGAAAGCAACGCCGUUCACCUUCUAAAUCUUCCUGACGGUGUAUUACACCAUAUUUUCCUUUUUCUUCCAGCAAAUGCUUUAAUGACCCUGGACUCGGUGUGCCGGUACUUCAACUACUUUGCGCAUCGAGUUGCGAAGGAAAAGCUGAUUGCACAAGUGGGCUACAAGCAAGCAGCGCGCUGGAGGGACUAUAAUUGGCUGCAACGUUUGGCCAUAGAGGAGACCGUCACGAAGUUCGACCUCGUACGGGGUGAAGGGCAGAGCUUCACGUUCACGGAAACGGCAAACAGCAAAGCCCUGCGGGAGAUUCGGCUGGACCACCCGGGGCCACGCUUGCUUUUGAGCGACGUUUCCACUGCACAAACACUUAUCCUGCGCUGGAAGCUCCAGUUGCGGGGUAACAAUGCCGCAGAGUUCGGCGUUGUUCCGCUUGAUAUGCAGGACCAACAGAAGGCGCUGCACAAGUGCAGCCCCAAUGCGAGCGACGAGCGGGCAACGGGCUUUAGCUCGGCUAUAACGGUGGGAAGCUUGCUACCGGCGCGGUUGCCAAUUAUGAAGGACACGAUAGUGGAAAUCCUGGUGACGCCGCGUGAAAUUUCCUUCAUCGUCUACAACCCCGAGGAUGGUUCGGAAAUGGUCUGGCAGAACAACUCCACGGUGGCGCGGCAAUACAAAGUGUCUUCCCCUGUGUGCAAUAACUCGGCUGCCAGGGGUCCCCGGGAGCUCCGACUUCAGCUGCCGAACACCUAUCAGUGCCCGGUGAAGCUAGCUGUCACUGCGUGGCAGCGCGCGGCGUUCGACGUACUGCACAUGCUCAGUCCGCAGGAGUUAAAGCAACUACAGCAGGAACGUGGAAAGGGGGCGCAUACAGGGGCUGUCACUGCUGCUAAGUGAUCGAUCUGAUGCACAGCGGUGCGAUGAUUAGUGAACCGAAAAUCCGACUUUUAAACUCAAUGGCAUAGAACCUGUUUGACCGCAACGGUUUUGGCUGUGUAUGUGUAUAUUCAUGGUGCUGCGGCUUAGACUGUAGCCAACGUGUCUCAUUUUGAUUGUUUGGAUGCAAUGGAUGUUGGAGAAUGGCAGGGGUAUGUGCAUUCCCGUGUGCAAGAGGACCGCUGCCCCUUUCGAAGAAUCUUCCUGCGAAAGGUGUCCCUAUACCCAGGAACACAGGAACAGAUUUCGCUGAAGGCUCUUGGAGGCGCGAUUUGUUGUUUGGUCAUGUUUGUAGGAGGUGCGAAAUAUAUACAGACCACAGUGCAUGACAUUGACCGUCCGUUAAGACCUUAUAUGCGUUAUCACGUAGCUUGCCCCACGGCUUGCCUUCCUAACUGGGUUAGGGAGUAAAUGGGAAGAUUUUUGGCGGUAGCCACCUAUGGAGGAACGUGACGCAGGUACAUUGUGAUUGGUGUUGGUGGUAGCGGAUACACAUAUACAUGUGGUUGGAAGCAUGUUGCGUGAAACAUAUUACUGCAUC